AUGACGAUCCCAAUUAACUACGACAAGUACAAGGUCCUUUCGAAGGAGCAAAUCGACUUCUUUCUCGAGAAUGGAUUCGUCAAGAUUCCUGGUGGGAUGAAAACAGAGUGGGCAGACAAGUGGACCUCGGAUGUGUUCAUCCGUCUCGGUUAUGACCCGAACGACAAGGCUACCUGGGCAGCAAACGAGAAGGUCAAUAUGCCUUUCCACAGGCGUGAGAGCGCGGCAGAAAUCGCGCCCAAGGCAUGGGAGGCGAUCUGCGAGCUCUUGGGUGGAGAGGAGAAGAUCAGCCCGACGUGCAAGCAGUGGUCUGACAGCAUUAUCGCCAACUUUGGGUCUGAGUACUGGGCAACACAUGAUAUCGCCCCGAAGGAACUUGAUAACUGGCACGUCGAUGGGGACUUCUUCCGCCACUUCCUUGACUCUCCCGAACAAGCGCUGCUCGUCAUUCCCCUGUUCGCCGACAUCCUGCCCCGUGGCGGAGGGACAUACAUCGCCCCCGACGGUAUCCCGAAAGUCGCCAAAUACCUGCUCGACCACCCCGAGGGCACCUAUCCCCAGUCUUACGAAGACGGAUUCCCGUUCAAGUCCCUCAUCCCCUCAUGCGAGAACUUUGUCGAAGUGACCGGGAAGAAAGGUGACGUCUUCCUCCUUCACCCACUGAUGCUGCACUCGGCGAGCAAAAACCAUCUCCGGAUCCCGAGGUUCAUCACCAACCCCCCAGUGAGCAUCCUCAAGCCGUUCAACUUCAACAGGGAGAACCCGGACGACUUCUCCCUCGUGGAGGUAAAGACGCUCCGUGCGCUGGGUGUGGACAAGCUCGAUUUCAAGCCUACGAGGCCGUAUGAACGGGUGACGCCUCGUCGUCUCCUGGUACAGAAUAAGAUGCUUGAUCUGGAACUGGAGCGGCUGAAGAAAUACCACGAACAGACCGGCACGCCUAUCGAGUCCCUCCAUCUGCUCGGCCAGAUCACCCGAGCAGAUAUGGUCCCCAAAGCGAUACCGGGUAUCGAUAGCCAGCUGGCCAAGCCCGUGCCUGUGGCUUGA
Dacryopinax primogenitus is the source of this 1047-nucleotide messenger RNA. RefSeq lists its product as uncharacterized. Lineage: Eukaryota; Fungi; Basidiomycota; Dacrymycetes; Dacrymycetales; Dacrymycetaceae. The transcript is spliced from 6 exons. The record is from RefSeq and is a predicted model, not a curated record. The coding region runs from base 1 to 1047 and encodes 348 amino acids.